AUGGCAGAUAACAACUCAGAGGCUGGUGGUGAGACCGUGUACAUCAGAAAGGAUGAGCAGCUCAUCAUAGUGCAGUUUCUGGUGUUGAUUUUUCUAUGCAUCAACGUUUUGCUCAUUGUGACGAUUUGCUCAAAGGCCCAUUUCUACACAACCAUGCGUUACAUGUUAUUUGCUGUGACAGUAUUGUCUGAUAGCUUGAUAUUAAUCAUGUCUGAUAUCCUGGUCAUCUUAAAUCAUUUUAAUGUCACAAUGAAUAUUGCCUUUUGUGUCUGCAUCUAUAUCACUUUGGUUGUAUUCACUUUCGUCACACCAGUUACUCUGACAGCAAUGACUCUGGAGCGCUAUGUGGCCAUUUGCAAGCCGCUGCGCCACGGGGAGCUGUGCUCCACACGCAGCGCUCUGCACUGCAUCCUCAUCAUCCACAGCCUCAGCUCGGUGCCCUGCAUCAUUGUUCUCUCCAACUUCUUCGCAACAGCCCCGUUCAGCUUGUACAGCCAACACAGACUGUGUUUAAUGGGCAUUUUUGUCUUACUCCGAUGGCAGGAUGAUGUUAAAUUGGUGGUGUAUCAGUGCUACUUCUUGAUCAUGUCUGCCACCAUCUGUUUUUCCUACGUUAAAAUAAUGAAAGUGGCCAAAGAUGCAUCAGGAGAGGAUAAAAAGUCAACGAGGAGAGGGCUCAGGACACUGGUGCUUCAUAGCUUCCAGCUGCUCCUCUGUCUCAUCCAGCUGUGGUGUCCAUUCAUAGAAAAUGCUGUACUUCAGAUUAAUUUCAAGUUAUAUAUUGACAUCAGGUUCUUUGAUUACAUUAUGUUCUAUCUUGCUCCAAGAUGUCUGAGUCCUCUAAUUUAUGGCCUAAGAGAUAAAAAGGUUUAUCUUGCACUGAAGCAAAAUGCCCUUUUUGGAUUUCACAGACCCAAUGUGCAGAAUUCUAUUUGA
This is a messenger RNA of Scophthalmus maximus (turbot), 936 nucleotides long. RefSeq names its product odorant receptor 131-2-like. Gene Ontology annotation, biological process: G protein-coupled receptor signaling pathway. The record is from RefSeq and is a predicted model, not a curated record. NCBI's taxonomy places the organism in Eukaryota, Metazoa, Chordata, Actinopteri, Pleuronectiformes, Scophthalmidae. Gene Ontology annotation, molecular function: G protein-coupled receptor activity. The transcript has a single exon. Gene Ontology annotation, cellular component: membrane. The coding region runs from base 1 to 936 and encodes 311 amino acids.